Messenger RNA from Closterium sp. NIES-65, 861 nucleotides. NCBI's taxonomy places the organism in Eukaryota, Viridiplantae, Streptophyta, Zygnematophyceae, Desmidiales, Closteriaceae. The record is from the annotation of a GenBank genome assembly.
AUGAACCCCUCGCACAGGUUCGCCCUGGCUGCACUCAAGGGCAGCACAGCAGCAGCAGCACCCGCCUCCCCUGCUUCCUCCCCACGGCAACCACAAUUCUCCUGGGUGGUCGAGCAUUUCACCAAUGACAUGAGCUCUCUCCUCACCGGCGUCCAAUCACUGCACACCACGUCAGCCUACUCCUCUGUUGACCUCUCCCCACUCUUCCGCGCCCUCGCGUCAGAGUCGCAGCGCUCAGCUGAUCGUGGCCGUUCAUUGCGCCUGAUUCUCUUUUACUGCCGUUCUUCUUGCAUCCCCGGCCCUCCUCCCAACCGCGCCCCUCGCCCUGCCGUCCCCUUCACUGCCGACUGCAUCUACUGGCACGACCGCCCCAACAAUUUCAACUGCCCGCAAGAAGUUUUCGACGGGCUGACCGCUGCCCUGGAAGCAGUUUCCGUGCCCGAGCCAUACAUCUGGGAGAACAGCAGCAACUCUGCCCGGUAUAUCUUCCGAGCGACAUCCUCGUUAUUAGCGCACCCAGCACAGCGACAAGCCGACGACUACCUAUCCAUGCCCCGGGUUCUGGACUCAGGGCCCAGAAACGCCCCGCUGGGAGAGGGCUCUGUUUCAGGUGUACCUGGUGCAGGUGCAUCUGGGGCAGGUUUAACUGGUUCAGGGGCACCUAACACAGGGUAUUACUCUGGAGGUGCGGGUGGGUUGGAAGCGGUUUAUGAUGGCAAUGGGGAAGAGAAGGGUGAGAGGGUUGAGAGGGGAGGGAAAGGAGAGAAAGGGGAGAAGGGUGAGAAGGAGAGGUCAUCUGGAGGCUCGUUAUGGAGCCGGCUCGGACAGGGGAAGAAAGAUGCUCAACGUGACGUGCAGUGA